GCAAUCCUUCCUAAUUUUACAAACCAAUCUCCAAAGACAAUUUUUUUUCAGUGUGUUGAUAUUGUGAAUGAUAAUAUUAUUUUUUUAAAUAUAGCCUAUCAACUAAAUUAAUCUCAAAUAUUGAUAUGAUGAACAUGCAAAGUAAUAUGAUGAAGAUGAUCUCUUUAUUGCGAUUGUAAGUUUUUCAUCAGCCAAAAUCCCACAUCUCUUAAGUCUCCCGCAAGAGAGAGAGAGGGACUAAAAAUAAGUAAUUCACAUACUUAUAUGUUUUCUUUUUUACUCAACGCUAUGUAUACAGUAGUGCCCGUGUCACUUGGCAAAUGAUUUUAAAAUGAAAUAUCGAUGGCGUCUCAGAGUUAUUUCAUUUUGUCUUCUCAAUUAAAAGUUGAAGAAAAAAAAAUGAAAUGGAGGGAAUUGAGAGAAUCUUCCAUGUCAAUAAAUUAGUGAUAGAAUCACGGAUAGAUCGUUCCAAGGAGGGUGUUAGAUUGUAAAUAUGAGAUGAAUAUCAAACAAUGAUGUACACAUUAUCUCAAUAUCAAAUAAAUCAUCUAACUCCGCAUCAAUAUUGAUUUAAGUUAAUAUGUAAGUAUAUUUGAAUUAUUAGUCAAAGAUCGCGUGCAACUUUUCAUCUCUAUUGAGAGAUGAUUAUUUCACAAUAUUUAUUGAGUCGCUGUCUUGGCACUCAAUACUCAAUGAUAUCCUAUUUUGUGAUUCGCAAUAUUUUGACCGGAAGUUGUACUUAAUUUAGGUUUUUGCAAAGGAAUCAAUGGAAAGAUUUUUAAAAUUUUAUUUUUCGCACGUUGGCUAAUUUUAAAGGAUCUAAAUAUUUUAGUGGGUGGACGUGCAGCUAAUUUCGGAACAAUGAUGCCAAUCGAUCAAGGGCUUUCUUAUUUUUGUUGUGAUAGACAGAGAAGGAUCGAUGUUUCUUUAGAAAAUGAGGUUUAGGUCAUAUGAACACCCCUCUUUGAUAAAAUGUUAAAAGGGGGUUCAUUAAUAGAACAAAAAUAUGUUGUGUAGCUAUGAAAUCAUUAAAAGUGCGAUCUUUUGCCCCUUUGCUAAUCAAUGUAGGUAGAAUAAUUAUGUACUAAAAUCUAUUAUUACAAUGAAUGCCAAUAGUUGCAUUCGUUGUGAAAACACGAUCACAUUUUUUUCACAAACAGUUUAAGGUUUAAAGAUUUUGGUUUUGUCUUGAAAAUAUUUACUCUUUGGACUUAAGAAUUUAUCAUCCCAUAAAUUUUAUAUGCUACACUAAAGUUCUCUUCAGCAUAAUUCAAAACGAGAUAACUUUAGGAGUUUUUGUAAAUUGAUAGAGUUGCAUAGAUUUAAUGGGAAGAUAGUUGGUGAUAAAAUUAAAGAAAAAUAUCGAAUUUCUCCCAAAAACAAAUAAUAUACAUUUCAGUGUAUGUUGAAACUGACGAGGCAGUUUCUGAAACAUAACAACGCAACUAUUUCCGUAUUUGUGGUGUGAUGUUCUAAAUAUUUCUCAAUCCAAAUACUUCUAAAUUCCAAAUUCUUUAUUCCUUUUGCUGCUCACAGACUUCUCUCGAUUAUAUAUAGUAUAGUGCGUUGUAUACAAAUUUUUGUUUAAUUUGAAUAUGGGCAUUAUCCACUUGAUCCUGGGUUUUAUGUAUGAAAACAAAAUAUGAAUGAGAUCAUGUGUGUUUUAAUGCUGAAGAGACCACACUUAUAUGUAGUUUGGGGUCGUAGUUUAUUUGUUUCAGAGAGAAAUAUCGAGAGCAGAGUAGUGAGAGAAUGAAAUAAAGAGAGAGAGAGAGGAAAAAUUGGCUAUUAAAUGAGCUUUUUGCUCCAUAUCAAAAAGUUUAGUGUGAUUGCGCGUGAUCAUAGGGCGACAAAUGUGUAUUGUGAGCUUAUAUAUUUUUCACAUUACACAAGUCCAUACAUUCGUGAAUGGAUUGGGAGUGAAAGAGAUGAAGAUCACUAUAUGGAUUGUAUAUAAUGUGAAAUUUUGGUAUACAAAUAUAUGUAUGUAAUGCUGUGGGGUGUUCGGUUGGAGACGAUCAAGGGGGAUCAAGCAUGCGCCAAUCUACCCAUGAUUUUCAUGAAUGUUUGCUGUUGCAUAUGGGAAAAUUUUCAGAGAGGGAGAGAGAGCGAUAUGUAGGGAGAUUUGAGGCAUGUGAGAUACUCGAGGCGGGAUCGUCCGGCUAUAGAGAAUUUCUAUCUCUACUCGAAAGCCUGUGACUGUUCGGCUUCUGUGACUAGCUGAUCAAUAUACACCACAAAGUUGAGUUUUUUUAAUUUAUUUCGUUGUGUCUCUCUAAAAGUUCCUACAAAAUGUUAAUUCAUUUUUGUUUAAAUGUCUGUUUAUAGUUGUAUUCUGUUGUUUUUCUCUUUGCAUCUCCGAAAUUUCUGCGUCACAAAAGCAAUGCAAUGUUUUUUUCACAAUAAUGUUGCUUUAAAUGAGAUUUCUUCUAAAAGAAUUCUUCUUUUGAAUAAUUAAAAAGUGAAAUAAUAAUAAUUAAAAAAUAAUUUAAUUGCUGAAGUUUAGUGAGAAUAAUUCAGCAAUGAGGUACAAAAAAAGUGAUAGAUAUUGUGUAAUUUUGUUAAAAUAAAAUUCAGUUUGUUCCUGUAGAUCAAGACAAGAUCACAUGAAGCAAAAAAAAAAGAAGUGUUAACAUGCAAAACAGUUUGAGACAAAAAAGAAGAAGUGGAAUUAUGUUCUUUAAUCUCUAAUCUCUCAAUUUUAAUACACAAGUAUUUGUGAUUAAAGCGCGGGGAGAAAAAAAAAUAUAAAACAUCAUUGCAACAUUUUAGGAGUGUUCAUGAUUUGUUGAAGGUGGUGUUUAGAGAGUCAAGAGUUUUCUCAUGAAGAGCGCAGCUACUUAGAGUGAGAUAUCACCAAAAAAUAAAAGGAGUGAGAAAAAGAAAGAUUUGAAAAGAAUAAGAAAAUGUGCUAGAACUCUUGACAAUUGAUAAAAAAAAAAGUGAAGUGAAUUUUCUGUAAGGAAGAAUAAUUUUUUUGGAGAAAAAAAAAGGAAAGUUUUGUGCAAACAUUUGGGACGAACUAUGCAUUCAACUGGUUGUGAUGAAGGAACAACAAAGUGUACACCGCGAAAUGCUCUCUUCUGCUGUCACUCCCAACCAUGUCUUAAUCCUGAUGGGCCACGACUGCUACCAGUGGAAUCCCAAGAGUCUGUGGUGAUUGUGACACCUCAGCUGAGGCAGCCAACACCACCGGGCACGAUUAAAGCUCGAUCACCAUCACUGCCAGCGUCGGCACCGUCGUCGGCGAUCGCCAAUGCCAACAAUUUGGCGGGCGUACAGAUGCCGAUGGAUGGCGUCAGUACGCUUCAAGUGCCGAAGCAAACGAAUCGAAAAUCUUCAAAUUCAUCCUGUGCUAGUGGAACAACAUCAACCUCAGUGUCUCCGUUGGUUGUGGUGAACGGUGUUGGGGAGCAGAAGGCGCACAAGCAUCACGGUGGGAAGGAUAAGAAGCACCACCAUAGGCACCAUCAUCAUCACCAUAAGCACCACAAAGAGGAGGGUGACUGUGGGCAGCAAAAGGGUGACGAAGCUGUGACAAAUGGUGAAACCCAUGCGAAUGGUGUUGAGGAGGAUGAAGCUGCCAGUGAGGACGUGAAGCCACAGCAUAAAUUGAGAAAGUACGUGAUAAAGAAGAUCACGAUUCGCAAGCAAGACGGGAGUACGAGGAAGAUUAUUAUAAAGAAAGCAGUGGAUAUACCUGACGCACCGCUCAAACUUACAAAGACAGACAAUCGAAUGUCAACGUACGAUUUGGCGGAUUAUUGUGAGAAUCAAUUGGGUGUAAUGAUGUAUCCAACGAUGGAUGUGGUGUCAGGGGCUACGACGGUGUGUUCAACGGCACCCCUUGUAGCGAGUACAGUGCCAAUGAGUCAAGUUAAAUAUUGUGAUAGCAGCAAUCAAAACUGUGGUAAUAGUAGUAAUGUAGGGAAUUUAAGUGGGGUACGAAAGAACAGCAAGGUUGUCAUUAUCGAUGGUGUACCAAUUGCAUCGAGUUCACCCAUAACCAUUGUCAAUGCAACGGAUUAUGAGGAUGAUGAUGAUUUGAUUGAUUUAACAACACCACCCGGUUCGGCGGGAACAUCACUGAGAAAUUGCGACAUGUACAAUGCGGAAAUUGAUUAUAUGAAUAACUAUUUGAAGAGCUUACCCAGCUACAAUGAUCUAGACACGAAGACAAUGUACGGUAGCAGUAGUGGGUAUGGAAGUACACAGAGUGUCAGGCAAGAUGCGGUGUACACAACACCAUUCUAUGCUAACCCGUCGUACAAUGAUGAUGUGAAGAAUGCUAAACUUUCUAAAUCAAACUCCUAUCACAGUAUUAUGAAUAGCAAUGGUGGUGGUAAUUUUGGUGCAACCUUUGGUAAGAGACCCGAAGCUUUUGGUUAUCCAAAUACAUUCAACGGGGGUUGUGCGCCGCAAUCAAAUAAAAUAAGUCGAAGUACAUCUAGUUCACAAAUCCCAGUUUUUAAGCCACAAUACCCUAUUACGGGGGGAAUGUAUCACCAGCAAGCAUCCAAAGAUAUUCACGAACCACCUGCAGUCUUUCAGAAGGGCAUACAAAAGUCAAUUUCAUCAACUGCCUUCACCUACGGUGGUAGCCCACAGGGGAAUACAACAGGGAAGAGGGUACUAAAUGAUUUCUGGAGUGAAAAUGUAAAUAGUCGCAAUGCGAGUAAAUGCAAAAUAGGGUGGAAUUAUGAUAAAAUUAUAAGUGGUUCAAAAGAUGAUUUACGUUCUGUUGGCGUAUGUACGGGUACGUCUACUGGGACAUCUGUUUGUUCACCUGUUUGUACGUCUGUUGGUACAUUUACCGGUACAACGCCGGCGGCUACAUCAAGUACAACAAUGUCGAAUUUCUUCAAUCAACCAAAGAAAGCAGAAAAAUCAAUUGGUGGCUAUCAAUUACGCAAGAACUUUUCACACUCCCACCUCGAUAGGGAAGCAGCAAAUCUGCGUAAUCUCUCCAAGGAAGAUUUGUAUAAAUUAGUUUGUCACGAGAGUCAACCGCAAUACCCAACGGUGAAGCAGGAAACCACAAAGAGUACGGAACAAUUUAAUCCAAUUUCCAAGAGUAUCUCAUAUACCAAUGUACCAAUAUCGCAUGGGGGGAAUGUGCCGACAUAUGGCCCACGGAGCUAUGUCAAUAGUAAGAUGAAUCUCCCGUGGCUUUCCACGGGUGCCCGGCAACCACGGCAGCCGAUUUUGAGCAAAAGUUCCUCAAAUAGUUGUAUAACAAGUCAAAUGCCAUCUGUGAAAGUGACAGAGUUGACGGACAAGCAAUUGCCAGCGAGGUGCCUUAUGAAGAGUACCUCGAGUUCGUGUGUCUUUGGCAAGAGGGCCGAUGGUUUAGGCGGUGCCAAAGGUCAAGCACCCCCACCGCCACCAAAGUCCGAAUCAACUUAUCAACAAUUUGCAGCUGCUGUCACGGCGGCAACGUCCCCGCUGUGGAAUGAUUAUAUGUCCGCUGGGGAUAUAAGCUCAUCUAAUCGUAUGGUACUGCGAAACAAUGAUCUAUUGCUGAGGAAAAGUGGUGGUGGUGGUACGGCUGGAUGUGCAAAUGGGGGAGGAGGAGGAGGUGCACAACCAACGUGUGCUGACAAUUUCUUCAUAAAGCAAAAUAUACCGCAACCCAAUAAGGUUGUGAUCAAUUAUCCGCCAUUUACAAAAAUCUCAAGUAUCCACAUCCCGAUAAACGGUCAAUUGCCAUCGGCAUUCCAAACCACGGGAGGCAGCAGCAGCAGUAGCGGUGGCAGCAAAGGUGAAAAAGCUGGACCACCACCGUCAAGUGUCGCCAGUGUGACUCCCCAAGCCACACCAAAUUCGCAUGGUAAUGAGAUGGCAGCGAGAAUUGGUGGUGGGACAAGUGUAAGAACGGCGGAUUCUGGGAAUCGUGUGGCGACAACAGAAAAGUUGGAUGAUAAAUUGGAUCAAAAUAUAGCGUCACUCUUAAAUCUUGGGACUGUGCUGAAUAAAUCAUUGGUUCAGCCACCACCUCCAGUGUCAUCGCCGCACCAGACCACGGCGGCGGCAGUGCCUCCACAUGGUGGUGGUGAGUGUGUUGGGAAAAAGAUUUCCUACACGGAUCUCUUGUCGCAACCACCACAUUCAUUCGCGCAACCUGUGGCAACUGGUGCAACGAGCAUUCCCACACUGUCUGGGCAUGAGAUACCCAAAGAAUCCACCACGGUAAAUCUCUUUCAGCGUCCACUGGAGCAAGUGGGUAGUAGAGGAAAUCAAGUUUCAGGUGCACCGCCGUUGGACACCACGCAUCGUGUACCGGGGAAUUUUAAACUCUCCCAAUCAGCGUCGAAAACGAACUUUUUUCAACAGCCACCUCCAGUUCAGGCGCCUCCAGUUUCACAAGCACAAUCGCAUCCCAAUCAGACGGCACCGGGGACGAAGGUGCCUUUUGCAUUAGGUUCCGCUGUGCAGCAGAAUUCUCUUGCAAAAGUUCCUUUUGUACCUCAGGCGCCACCAGUUUUCUCCUCAAAAGCAAAUAUUGUCAUUGAGUCACCAAAUGUGCAACAAAAGCCCAAACUUUGGUUCCCACCGCCACCAACGACACUCCCGGGAAUUCAUCCACCUGCCCAGGUACACGAAGGUGGCCCACCGAAUCAUCCAUCGCAGAAUAUCUCCCUGCCACAGAACAUCCCUCUACCGCAGAACAUCCCUCCGCCGAAUCUACACCUUGAUAGUGAUUUCAUAGCGUGUCUCGACAAUGAGGCCACGAGACCCCCAUCGAUCCGGGAUGAUAAGGAGGGACACUUGAUUUAUCACACCGGCGACAUUCUGCAUAACAGAUACAAAAUUUUGGCCACACUCGGUGAAGGAACCUUUGGGCGUGUUGUUAAGGUCAAGGAUUUGCAGAUGGAUCACUGCAUGGCACUGAAGAUCAUCAAGAACGUGGAGAAAUAUCGUGAAGCUGCCAAGCUUGAGAUAAAUGCAUUGGAGAAAAUUGCUGAGAAAGAUCCAAAUUGUGAACAUCUAUGUGUACGAAUGCUGGAUUGGUUCAACUAUCACGGUCAUAUGUGUAUUGCAUUCGAGAUGUUGGGGUUGAGUGUUUUCGAUUUUCUGAGGGAAAACAAUUAUGAACCCUAUCCUCUCGAUCAUGUGCGCCAUAUGUCGUACCAAUUGAUCUAUUCGGUGAAAUUCCUUCAUGACAAUAAGUUGACGCAUACGGACUUGAAGCCGGAGAACAUCUUAUUUGUCGAUUCGGAGUUCAAUACGACGUUUAAUGUCAAGAAGAAUCGCGAUGUUCACUACGUUAAAUGCACAGACGUGCGCCUAAUUGAUUUCGGCAGUGCUACGUUUGAUCACGAGCACCACAGCACAAUAGUGUCGACGCGUCACUAUCGUGCUCCGGAAGUUAUCUUGGAAUUGGGUUGGUCGCAACCGUGCGAUGUUUGGUCAAUUGGAUGCAUCAUGUUUGAAUUGUAUUUGGGAAUUACGCUUUUCCAAACGCACGACAACAGAGAACAUUUGGCUAUGAUGGAGAGGAUUCUUGGGGUGAUUCCAUACCGAAUGGCCAAGAAAACAAAGACAAAAUAUUUCUACCAUGGAAAGCUGAAUUGGGACGAUAAAUCAUCCGCAGGGCGCUACGUGCGUGAUCACUGUAAACCACUCGAGAAGUACAUGUUGUCAAAGAGUUCCGAUCACGUGCAGUUGUUCGACUUAAUAAAGAAGAUGCUUGAAUAUGAGCCAAGUCAGCGCAUAACUUUAGGUGAGGCUCUUCGUCAUCCAUUUUUUGCCAAAUUACCACCACAUCAGCGAUUAGGUGACAAAGAAAUGGCAAAUUCGUCAAAUAGCAGCCGUGAACGAUCUCAUAGUCUCUCGAGAUGAGAUUCAGCACGAUUUGGUUAUUAUUAAACAAUUGCAGAGUUGUAACUAUUCCGCCCUUCCUUCAAAAUACCAUCCCCCAAAACUCAAUCUCUCUCUCUCUUUCGUGCUAUUGCAUUCUCCCUUUUCAUCUAAUUACCCGUUCUAGAAAAAAUAAGAAAUUCCUUCAUUCUUACGACUUUUUUUUGUUGGUGAAUGAAGUUUAUGAAUGUUUCAAGAAAAUCUUUAAAAGUUAGUCAAUUUGUAAAUUUUAUUCCUCGAACAAAACACCUUUGUGAUUUUUUGCUACUACUUUUAAAAUAAAAAACAAAGCGUUUGCUUGAACAAAACAAAAAGGCUUUCAAUAAUUGCAAUAAGUACAAUAAUUGCGUAAAGAAAAUUUAUUAAAAACAAAAUAGAUGAAAAGGGAAAUUGCCGAAGAGAAAAAAGUAUCUAUUUUCGAUGAGAAUGUUUUUUUAUGUAAAUCAGGUACUUUUGUUAGAGAAAAAAAUUGUCUUGUAAAAUAAAAUGUAAUCUCCGUAAUGUUGGAAAAUUUCAGGCACGUAAUGUUUAUAUAAAAAAAAAACCUUAGGAAUUGUAAUCAUCUGAUUGUGAGGAAACGAAAGGAGAUUAAUUCGAAAAAAUAAAAAUUUUCAAUAGAGGCGAAAAGCUACAAAAUGGAAAAAAUUGAUUAAUAAAAACCAAAUCGUAGAUCCGAGACAAAAGUUCUGUAAGUUAAUUGAUAACAAAGAUAAAAAACACAGAAAUAAUAAAAUACUUGAUAUUUCAAUUUUUCCACUUUUUGUAGAUCUUGCUUGUUUUAUUUUAUUUUUUGUAAAUUAGGAAAAUCUUUCAACAAAAUUUUUAUUUUCUUGCUUCCUCUUUUUUUUAGUUUUUAAUUUUCAUUUUAUUAGUUUUACUUUUUAACAAAUUUUCCUUCUUUCUGUCUCUGAAAAAGUGAAAUGUCAUUUUAUUGAUUUUUUUGUAAGUUUAAGUAAAGAACUUUUACUACCUGUAGGUGAGAAAAAAAUGUAAAACAAUGAUGCAAGUCAGAAAUUAUGAUUAAAACAAAAAAUGGUAUUCGAUUGUGCUAAGAAUAUUAUUUGACUUUAUUCUGUAUAGAGAAGAAGAAGAUGAUAGAUAAUUUUUCAAAAGAUUAUUCUUUUGAUAUUUUUGAUUUUGAUGUUUAUUUUUUAACAAAUAAAUUCAGCAUAGAUUUUUUUCUAUCAAUACACACACAAAAACGCUAAAGCCACAAACAAGGAGGGAGAAAAAAUUACAAAUUCUCAUGUGAUUUUUUUUUUUUUUCAAUUUAACUAUUCCCUCAUAAAAUGAAGUUUGUAUAUUUUUUUUUUGUGUGAAAGAAAACAAUCAUUUAGCUAAUUUUGAAUGAACAUGAUGGAGGAUACCUAGAAGUUUUUUUUCUAGUGAUAUUCACAGAUACACACACCUUUUAAAAAAGUCUAUGCAUAAAUCAAUGAUGGAAUUAAAUAAAACAAAAACUAUUAUUAUGAAUGAAGAUUGUUUAAGAGAAAUAGAAAUAAAAAUGAAAGAGUUGUGAAAAUA
Messenger RNA from Lutzomyia longipalpis, 9384 nucleotides. RefSeq lists its product as uncharacterized. NCBI's taxonomy places the organism in Eukaryota, Metazoa, Arthropoda, Insecta, Diptera, Psychodidae. Gene Ontology annotation, biological process: protein phosphorylation. Bases 3025 to 7842 code for a protein of 1605 amino acids. The transcript has 11 exons. The record is from RefSeq and is a predicted model, not a curated record. Gene Ontology annotation, molecular function: protein kinase activity; ATP binding. Gene Ontology annotation, cellular component: nucleus.